Messenger RNA from Lathyrus sativus (Indian pea), 378 nucleotides. NCBI's taxonomy places the organism in Eukaryota, Viridiplantae, Streptophyta, Magnoliopsida, Fabales, Fabaceae. The record is from the annotation of a GenBank genome assembly.
AUGGCUUCAUUAGAAAUAAAAUCCGGUGCAUUAGUAUCUUUACAAGAUCUGCGCCCAUCCUCUCCGUUUUUCAAGCAAGGAACAUCACUCAGAAUAAUUGGAAAGUUACGUGAGUACUCUUUUGAGACAGGCCUAGCAACAGUUAUAGAUGGUAACAGUAUUCUUAAAGUUAACACUGAGCAUUUGAUGGACCUUAAUUUCCAAGUUGGCUCUGUCUACCAAUUCAUCGGAGAACUCCUUAUCCAACCUGAUAACGAGGGAGUUUUGCAGGCACGUGUUGGCAGAAACGUCGACGGGAUUGAUCUCAACCUUUAUCAUCAGUCUAUGCUGCUUUUGAGACAGUUUCAAGCCAAUCAUUUGAGUAAUCCAGCAACUUAA